Pelodiscus sinensis (Chinese soft-shelled turtle) is the source of this 9420-nucleotide messenger RNA. The record is from RefSeq and is a predicted model, not a curated record. NCBI's taxonomy places the organism in Eukaryota, Metazoa, Chordata, Testudines, Trionychidae.
GAUUUGUGUGUAAUCUGCAUUAAGUGCUAACAUACUGAAGGACAUUUGUUCGCCUCAGAAGGGCUUCAUAUUCAAGGAUCAUGGUAGACAGCUUAAUAGUACCUUUGAGACUUCUCAGUUCCAUAGUGGUAUUAGGAAUUCAGCUGGUCAUCCCGCAGGAGUCGAUUGAACACAGAAAGGUUCCCCAGAGGAUAGAAGAACAAAGUUCUGAAGACGGCAAUGCAGGAAUCCCAGGCGUAUGGGGCAGUUGGGGCCCCUGGUCUGCUUGCUCUCGAAGUUGCAGUGGUGGUGUGAUGGAGCAAACCCGGCCCUGCCUCCCAAGCUAUUACCAUGACAGAAGUUAUCCUAGGCCAGGGCUACAGUACCCAGCCUCGGAAAGAGCUCUCGCACCCCAGCAUUCCCGCCGUGAUGAAGAUCCAUUAACUCCUUAUUCUGGCCAUGUCAUCUCUGCUAUCCGUACGUCCGUGCCACUUCACAGAAAUGAGGAGCGGCUUCAGAGAGGUCUCUGGGCUUUGGCUCCAUCGCCGGGCCGCAAUAACAGAGGAAUGAUGAGAGGCAGCCGGCAUUCUCAAAGGCACCGACACAAGCCAGAGAGGAGAAAUGGCAACCAAAGUCCCAUAGGCCCAGGGAAAUAUGGAUAUGGAAAAGUGCCCUAUAUACUACCGCUGCAAACUGACACUGGGCAACUGCCUCAGAAAAUACGGAGGCAGCGACAGUCAAUGAGGAACCAAGCACGUGAGCAGAAUCGGGGUCUUGAGAACACGCACAAUCAUCCCUCUAACCCUUUCGUUCAACAUGGGAACCUUUACCAAGAAGAGCAUGGACCUCAGGUGAUGGGGCCUUCAAUUUAUCAGCAGGCUUCGACCCAUUCAGAGGCCUUUCCUGCAUCUCAAAGUUUGUUCCAUGGGACUGACUCAACCCACCAGGGCUCUGCAUCCCACCCGCCAUUUCAAAGUCAACCCCACCCUCAAAGAGCUGGAGCUAUUGUGUGCAUUGGUGCCUACAGACAGUACAAAUUGUGCAACACAAAUAUGUGUCCUGAAAGCAGCAGAAAUAUCAGAGAGGUACAAUGUGCAUCAUACAACAACAAACCAUUUAUGGGUCGACUUUAUGAAUGGGAACCUUUUGAAGAAGUGAAGGGAAGUCAGAAGUGUGAACUGAAUUGCCGAGCAAUAGGUUACCGGUUCUAUGUGAGACAAGCUGAGAAAGUGAUAGACGGCACACCAUGUGAUCAAAAUGGAACUUCAGUCUGUGUUUCUGGGCAGUGCAAGAGCAUUGGCUGUGAUGACUACCUGGGCUCAGACAAAGUGGCCGAUAAAUGCGGAAUAUGCGGAGGGGACAACACUGGUUGCAAGGUUGUUUCUGGCAUUUUCAAACACACUCUAACAAACCUUGGCUACCACAAAAUAGUAGAAAUUCCAGAAGGAGCCAUUAAAAUCAACGUUACCGAGAUGUACAAGAGCAACAACUAUUUGGGUAAGUUGUGUUCUGCAGAAUGUGGUACAGGAGUGCGAACACGGUCAGUAGUUUGCAUGACCAACCACGUCAGCAGCCUACCACUGGAGGGAUGUGGGAAUAACAGACCCCCUGAGACAACCCCCUGUGACAAUGGACCGUGUGUGGGUAAAGUGGAGUGGUUUGCUGGAAGUUGGAGUCAGUGUUCAAUUGAAUGUGGCAGCGGAACCCAGCAGAGAGAAGUAAUUUGUAUUAGAAAAACAGAAGGCAGUUUUGAUGUUUUAAACCCUUAUGAAUGUUCAUUUUUGGAAAGACCUCCCAGCCAGCAAUCCUGCUACCUCAAACCCUGUGGGGCUAAGUGGUUUAAUACAGAGUGGAGCACAUGUUCCAAAUCCUGUGAAGGAGGAUUCCGGGUUCGAGAAGUGCGAUGUCUGUCAGAUGACCUGACACCCAGUAACCAAUGUGAGCCACAGCUUAAACCAGAAGAAAAGGAACUUUGUAACACUCAGGAUUGUAUGCCAGAAAUAGAUGAAAAUUGCAAAGACAAAUACUACAACUGCAAUGUGGUGGUACAGGCCCGGCUCUGUGUCUAUACCUAUUACAAGACAGCUUGUUGUGCAUCUUGCUUAAGAGUGGCCAACAGACAAUCAGGGUUUCUAGGACGCAGAUAACAACUACUCCAUCACCCAUGUUUAACUUCGAUAUGGGAACAUAAACAGUGUUACUCUUUGGACUACAACAGGUUCUACUUUAAAGAGAUGGUUCCCAUAUUGCUGAGCACAUCAAGACUAUGGUUAUGUCUCACACAUAACAUGCAGCAUAUAAUAGGAGCUUUCUGGCUUUUUAAAAUGUUCAUUGUAAAACCAUGAUUUUUAAAGCAUUAUUUUUACUGAUAUUAUUGUAUGCAUCUGUUCAUCAAAUAAUUGUUAUUUAAGGAAAUCGCCCCACCCUGCUUACUAUGAACUGAACAAAAGGAAACUCAGUCAAAUGCAUUUAUUGAAGAUAUUUGACCAAUACAGGCACAGUAACACCAUUAUUUGCUGAGUGCCAACCUUUUUUUGGUGUUUCAGUCUUAAGAUGGGAUCUAUAGAACAUGUACACUAGAAGUGUUAUGUCAAAAAGCAAAACAAAACAGCACUCUUAUGACCCACUUAAGAUCAGUUGCCCAGCACCCUAAUACCUGUGUUUAAUUACCUCAACCCUUCAUACUAAAUUAGUGUCAUGGUUAAGCAUUCUCUGCUGUAGUGACACUUUCUGCCUUCAACAAAGCAGCAAAUGUACACAAACUUUGGCUGCCUGUAAGUGCCUUGUAUCGAAUUCAUAAAUUAGUGCAUUAAAGUUAUAGCCUAUAUUUUAUAUGGGUGUUGAAAGCAAUAUAUUACCCUACACAGUGCCCUUAAGUCCUUUAAGUCUUCUCUAACCUGUGAAGCAAAUAGCGGAAGCUCAAAUUCAUGGGUGACAUUCCUACGCUGAUCUAAAUUGUCAGUUUAGACCAGCAGAGGAUCUUCCCCCAUGAUAUAGCAAGCUCAUGGCAGAAUAAUUUUUCAUUUCAGAAUUGAUCAUCAUGUAACUUGAUCAUUUCAAAUGUGUAUAAACUUCUGUUAGGAUUGCCACCUGUUUCUGUAGCUGCCACCAAAGGAGUCUUGUCUGUAGUAAGGAAAUCCUGAUGCCCAGCUGUUGAAGGCUUAUUACCCUAUAACUUGUCUUGCUUUCAUCCUGUAUUGCCAUGUUCCUCAGUAAACUUACACUUAAAGAAUAGCAUCUGUUUACACCAUCUCGUCCUGUUCCAUUCAAGAGUGGUUACAGAUUUGCACCUGGGGUUAGAUGAGCUUUCAUUUUCUACACUUGCUGUAUUCAGUCCUGGGAUUUGGGAGAGCUAAACAGAAUGAGGCAUUCAGUGCAGAUUAAAGGUAUUAAACUACCUGAAAAUUUCAGAGUUCAUCCAUUUUUAUUGAGUCUGUUUAAAAUAGUAGCACAGACUUCUCUUGGGGAGAGGAGGAGGGAAAUACCUUGCUUGUUGAAUUACUCAUUGGAAUGUACUCCAAACCCAAGUGAAAUCCUUAUUCCUGAGUCCAUUUUUUAAAUAUCCAGAUAUAAAUGGGUGCCAGCUAAUCCCAUUUAUAUGUGAUACAUGUUUACUGUUGACUAUUAUGCUACUCCUGUGUUGAUUACUAUCUGUGUUUGAUCAGGAGAACAUCAUUGUAAUCAGUGGAAGUUCUUCUUUGUCUCUAAAAUUUGAUGUCACAAUAAUGAUUCUUUGUGACUGGAGCCAUUAAAUGUUGUUAGAAUUAUGCUUAUCCUUUAAUUAAUUGGAUUAAACAAUGGGAGACCGGUAUGGAAUUCAAAAGGGUAAUUAUAUAACUUUUUAAAGUUAAUGAUCCCUUUGAAGAUUUGAAAUUACACUGGUUACAGUAGAUUUUAGACCAAAGAAUUAUGGAGAGAAAAUGAAGCAUAAGCAAAUGUCAAAUUUCCAAAGAUAGAAAAUAUAAAUUUUAGAUGAAUGUCACAUUGCAACAAAUCCUGACAUAUUUAAACUAUUUUUUUAGUCUCUUUUGCCUUAAGGAAAGUGUAUUUCAUCAGCCUUAGGGAAGGAUCUGUAGCAUGUAACGCUUAUUUGCUUCCCCAAUGAAGAAAGAAAUUAUAGUUCACACAACAAUAACAUAUGACCCAUAAAUAGUUCGCAUCUAUGUACUUGUGGAUAAAGUGAAUAAUUUAAGCCAAAUAGUGAGUUGGUAGAUAAGUAUGUGAACAUGGUGCUUUACAGGGUUUUUAGGCAAAUUAUAAAAUGAUUUGCUCUUGAAUGUAUGGCAGUUGGGAUGGCUUAUAGGGAUUUAUCUUUUUGUGGGCUCCAUUAAUUUACCAUUAAAGAAGGCAGAGUUGAUAGGAGCCAAAGGGGCUGCUGUACUCAGUGCAGGCUAGGACAGAGGAGGCCUGGCUGGUGCUGAUCUCUGUGCCUCUGCAUUUUAGAUGUAGUAAGAGCCCAGCAGCUCCUACUGCAUUUGAAAUGCAGCGCCACAGCGCAGGUGACGCCGAAGCUGGCACGAGCCAGGACUGCUUAUUCCCAGCUCUACCUCCGCUGUGACUCUGCACAGCAAUGGUUGUCAACUAGUCGUAUGGCCGAUACAAAUUGUGUCGACUAUACCAUUGGCCAGAUAAUGGCAUUUUAACAUCCUUAGUCUAGAUGGUGCCUGGUCCUGCCAUGAGGGCAGGAGACUAGUCCCUUCCAGUUCUGUUCUAUGAUUCUAAGUAAAAACCCUGUAUUGCUCUUCAGGUUCAUUGCUUUCUUAGUUGAAUGUGGUGACUUAUAUGUAGUUAUAUAAACCCCGCUAUCUGAUGUAAGGCCAAUUUUCAUAUGUACUGUUAAGAAGUAUUAGUUAGUUAAUGCCUAUUAUGCUCGCUGGCGUGUAGGGCAGCAAUGAAGAUUCUCCAUUUUUGUUUGUCUUUGGCCAUUUUCUCCAGUGUGUCCCAGUUGUAGUUCAUUCUCUUCAUAUCUGCCUCAACAGUACGCCGCCAUGUAGUCGUGGGCCUUCCACGUUUCCGUCGUCCUUCAGGCAUCCAGUGAAGUGCUACCUUUACAAUGGCGUCUGCCUCCCUUCUCAUCACAUGCCCUAUCCAUCUCCAGCAUCUUCUCAUAAUGAUAGUGGUCAAGUCCUCCUGGUGGCAUUGCAGAAGCAGGUCAUGGUUGGAGAUUGUUUUCAGCAAAAAAUGCUAAGUAUCUUAUGAAGGCUGGUGGUAUGAAAGGAUGAGAGCUUGGCACGGUCGCACUCUGUCAUCCGCCAGCACUCUGAGCCGUAUAAUAGUGUUGAUAUGACGCAGCUCUGGUACUGCUUAAGCUUGAUGAGGACACUGUACUGUGUAGAUCUCCAUACCUUGUUCAUACUCUUGAGGCCAUUUCUCGCCUUGCUUAGUCUGCUCUGGAUGUCAUUCUUGGUGCCUCCAUCAUGGCGGAUGAUGUUGCCUAAGUACAUAAAGCUGUCUGUGCUGGGUAAGUCUGCAUCAUCUAUCUUGAUUGGUGCUGGCGAAUCUAUAUUGAGAAUCAUAAUCUCUAUUUUCUUCUGGCUAACUCUUAGUCCAACCUGGCAUCCAAAGGUGCAUAGCCAUUGUGUCUUUUCCUGAAUGUGUUCAUGGGUACUGGAAAGCAACUCAAGGUCAUCCGCAAAGUCAGGGACUUCCAAUGUGGAAAAAGGUGUCCAUCUGCUACCCCUUGACGCAUCUGCUGUUGUUCUCCGCAUCACCCAGUGGAUCACCACAUUGAAGAGUAGUGCAUCCUUGUCUGACCCCAGUCUUGACUUUGAAAGACAGAUCGCAGUAUCCCACGCUACAUGUGAAGUUGCUGUAAAAACUCUUAAUGAGCUGGACCACUUAUAGAGGGAUUCUGUAGGCUCUCAGAAUGCACCAAAGGCUUUCUCUGUGUAUGCUGUCAAGAGCCUUCUCAAAUUCAACAAAGUUAAUGUACAAAUGUCUCCGCCACUCUGUGCACUGCUCUAUGAUGUUUCUCAGGGUGAAAAUCUGGUCUAUACAUCCUCUUCCCUUGUGAAAUCCGGCUUGUUCUUUCCUCAGAGACUUGUUAACAGCAUCUGAGAUCCGCUGGAUGAUGACCUUGGCUAGGAUCUUGCUGGGUGCAGAUAGAAGGGUGAUCCCGCGCCAAUUGUUGCAGUCGCUGAGUGCUCCUUUCUUAGGAAUCUUGAUGAUGACUCCUUUGGUCCAGUCCUUGGGUAUUUGUUGUCCUUCCCAAAUUGCUACAAACAGUGGUUGGAGAAUGGUGGCUGAAACUUCUGUGUCUGCUUUAAACAACUCCGUGUCCAGGUUGUCAGGUCCUGGAUUUUUGCCAUUUUUCAGGGAUCUGAUGGCUGCACUGAUUUCUUCUUUCUCUGGUGGAUCAAUAUUAAUAUCCAGUUCCUCCUCAGUUUCCUGAAUGUCCGCUGCUUCUUCAAGUGGUAGUCUAUUCAGAACCUCUCUGAAAUGUUCUGUCCAGCGUGCUUCUUGAUCUUUCUCUGUUGAUAGUAACUGCCUGUGUUUGUCCUUAAUGGGGGCACUUGUCCUGCCACGAUACUUGCCACAAACAAGUUUGGUGAUUCUGGACAUGUUUCCUUGCUCCCCUUGAUGAGCUUCAUCUUCAGCUUUUGUUGCAAGGUCCUCCAUGAAAGCUUGUUUGUCUGCCCUCAUUAACUUCUUUACUUUUUGAUUUGCCAAAUCAAAUCUCACCUAAUUAAACACCAUUUAGUAAGGAGUGACCCUGAUUGUGGCCAGAUUAAUUUCUUUUUGUCACUGGCAAGUUUCACUAUAAUAAUGAUGCAUGUUUCUUCGAUAUACACUCGUCCACUCUCCUUUCCUCUGCACACUGAUAUAGAAGGACUAAAUUAUCUGUAGUAAUAUUACAUUGUCACAUGAAGUGCACUUUUAAAACUAUUUGUUUAAAGCAGUUACUGCAUUUUAGCUAUAACAAGUGUUUGAACCAGUUUAGCCUGAAACCAUGUAUCAUUCCUAAUUCUUUCACUAUCAUUGAAGUAAGUCAGAAAUGGCGCUAAUCCGCUCAAUGGAGUUACACAGGUAUAAAACAAGCAUAAGCAAGUGUACAACCACGCUCAUGAAUUUGAAUACCAGCUUUUUGUAUAGUGUGUUAAUACGUAGUAGAAAAACAUUACUUCUCAUCAUUCAAUUCUUAAGGUCACAUGAUCUGGGAUAAAUAGAAGACCAGAGCAUGUGGGGAAUAUGUGGAUUGUCAGUAUAAAGCAAACUGCUGACAGCAUACAACCAUGGGCGCGCAGGCAAAAGUUUUCUGCCCCCCAUCUGACUUCUCACACAUCUGUAGAGAACCCAUUUUGCUGAUCUUACAUGAGAGAGGCAGAGUUUGAGGAGUGAUGCAAAAAUGAGAGUGUAGAGCACACAACCCAGCCCUGGUUUCAAAACACAUACAAUUAAUUACACUUAAUGUAGUGGGAUUGAUUUAUCUUUGGGGCAUAGUACAUCAGGUUGCAUAAACAGGGUUUUGCAUUCAUGUUGUUUUCCAAUGUUUAUAUGAUCCCAUUUCCAUGACCAAGUGGGACAGACCCAAGAUUUGGUUCUUUUAAGUAGAAAAACACUUACUAUUAUUUUAGAGACGUUCAUAAAGAAGGCAGAUGUGGAAGAGAUCACCACAACUUGGCUAAGUUCAGUGGAACUGUUCAUAUUCAGGAGGUUUGGGGGCCUAAUAGCUACUGCCAUACCUUCUUACUCAGCAAGAAAUUGUCAUGUUCAGAGCAGUGCUAAGUGAUUUUGUUUCCUUUGAACUGACUAGCUGGCACAGGUGCAGAAAUUAAUACUAGUUUUAUAGCAUGAGGGAACAAGAUAGGUUUUUAUCAGUCUGCAUCAGAAAUAAGACUAGUUAUUAGCAGACUCCUGCUAGUUCAACCAGCUCCUGAACCCUUAGUGGCUUGCUUUAUUAAACUAACUACUGAAUGAAUUCCUGGGCAAUGAACCCAGAGUACCUAUAAUUGCACAAUUAUGAAAGUGUGUAUUGUUCUAGUAUUCUCUCAUACAGCAUCUACUGUUUUAAAAAUUCCAUUAGAGCAAUCAGGUAUAGAGUCAAUAGCAAAAAAAUAAAUCAAAAUAAUUGCAGGACUUGGUUCUUAUAGAACAGCUGUGUUUAAUGCCAUUUGGCUCCUCUCUAUAAAUUGAUUUGUGAUCAGUCUAUUUGACAGUUAAUUGGGAACUUCAAACAGUGAAUGCUGAAAGUAAACUUCCUUUGUUCCUAACAUGGCUUACAGAAUAUAUUAGUGUGUGUGGCGGGGGAGGAGUGCUAACUUUUCAUCUUUAGUGUUUUUAAAUAGGGCCAAUUACUUUGCAUUGUAAGAUACAAUUAUUCUGAUCCGGUGAAAGCAUUUGCAAUCUCAUUAGAAAAUGCAUCCACUAAUACUAGCUCUGAAUUUGGCUGGUCAACUUGUAAUGAAACACAAGGAUCUAUAGUGCUAUUACUUAAAUAUUUUUAAAUGGAAGCUCCUUGGAAUUGUAAUGGUUUGGAAAAUGAAAACUCCCAUUAUUUUGGGGGCUUGAUUAUCUCCUUUAACAUUCAAUACUUCCCCAGUGACCUUUCUACCAACAUUGCUUUUGUUAGUCUGUUUUGUCAUGGUGCUUUGCAUGGGUCUCUUCAGAACUGACCCUGCAAUGAGCUCACCAUGGGUAGACCUAGGUGCCCUUGCUGACCCUCCCUGAAGUCAUUAGGGGCAUCAUGAAGUAGGGGUGCUGGAACAAUUUGUAUAGUGGAGUUGCUGAGAGCCAUUGUAUAUGAUGGAAACUACUUCAAGCCGGGGGUGCAGAAACACCCCCAUCACCUGUAGCUCCAGCACUAUGUCUUGAAGGACUAGGGCCUUAAGUGUGUAGAUCAUCAAGCCUCAAUUUGAAUAAUGCAUAAAAACUUCCUUUAUAUAUGUAAAAUUACUUUAUAGUUCACCUUAACCCAGUCAUCUGUCUGGGCAGAAGGAUAUACUUUAUUAUAACUUAUUUUUGUUCUUUGUAAAUACAAGAUGUUUAUAGGAAAUAUGUAUUCUGAGCUAUGUCUAUAGAACAAGCCACUGCACCAAAAUAGUUCAAUUAUUUAGAAUAUGCAGAUUUUUAUUAAAGGGACUUGAUGUGUAUUUAUUUACAUAUGCCAUCUAUAUUUUUGUCCUGGACUUUCAUCAUACUAACCCAACUUUUCAUAGAAUUGUAUAAUAUAUUGUAUAGCUUAUGUCAUACUGUAAAUCCAUAGUUACCAUUUUGCAAUUUUCUAAUUAGUCAGGUCCUUCAGUGGAUUUAAAGGGGGGAUAUAAGUUAAAGUACUUUGUGACUAGUUCAGGAAUUUGUAUCCCUGGCAAUGCACCUGAACCAGAAUUGUACAGCAUCCUUUUCAUAUUGUAUACAUUUUCUCUCGGAUGGAAAAAUUUAACUAUUUUUGUUUAUGACUAAUUUAUUUUUUAUUGUUGUGAAAAAUAAAGUAAUUAAAGAUCA